This is a messenger RNA of Diorhabda carinulata, 3959 nucleotides long. RefSeq names its product proline dehydrogenase 1, mitochondrial (gene slgA). The transcript has 10 exons. The record is from RefSeq and is a predicted model, not a curated record. Gene Ontology annotation, cellular component: mitochondrion. The coding region runs from base 112 to 1986 and encodes 624 amino acids. Lineage: Eukaryota; Metazoa; Arthropoda; Insecta; Coleoptera; Chrysomelidae. Gene Ontology annotation, molecular function: proline dehydrogenase activity; FAD binding.
ACAGUUCGCCGAAACCAUUUGUUAGGUAAGGUGAUCGUAAAAAUUAAAAAAAAAAUAAUACCGAUUCGUAAUUAACGCAACGAUUAUCAAUAAAACCGCAUUCGACGUGUAAUGGCUUUUCUCCGUUCGAUAGUUAGAUACAGUGUUUAUAAAAAAUACGGAUUAGUCUACGAUUCCUUUCAAACGAAUUCGGGUAAACUUAAAAAUUUGAAUUUAUACCAAAUCGCGUUGAAAUCGACUACUGCUAGUGGUACUUUAGUGGAAAAUGCAACAAACGCAGUGGAAACCCCUCAGCGAGAUGUCUUGGAUAUUACUUUUUCUGACCCAAAAGCGGCUUUUAAAAGUAAAACAAAUUGGGAACUUAUUAGGGCAUAUCUGGUAUAUGCCUUAUGUUCUAUCGAAUAUUUGGUUGACAAUAAUAUGAAGUUAAUGAAACUUGCGGAAAAAAUAUUAGGCGAAAGAUUGUUCGUUUUUUUGAUGAAAUUAACGUUUUAUGGGCAUUUCGUUGCCGGGGAAGACCAGAUGAGAAUAAAACCAACCUUGGAAAGGUUAAGGUCGUUUGGAGUUAAACCGAUACUUGAUUAUUCGGUUGAAGAAGAUUUGUCACAAGAAGAAGCAGAAAAACGUGAAGUAGCAGCUUCUGUACCUGAAGCUGGAGACGAAAAAGUCGAAGGACCUCUAAAACAAUACCACGUAGAUAAGACGUUCGCGGACAGAAGAUACAAAGUACAAUCAGCGAGAACGUAUUUCUAUCUCAAUGAAGCUCAAUGUGAGAAAAAUAUGGAAAUUUUUUUGAAAUGUCUAGAAACUGUAGCAGAUUUUCAACACUCAGGCCCUUCUAGAGGAGCAGGACUAGCAGCGGUUAAAUUUACAGCUUUAGGCAGACCUCAACUAUUACUUCAACUGUCUGAAGUAAUUAUGAGAGCUAGGCAGUACAUGACCGAAAUUGUGGGAGGUGAAGGAAACGUUUUAUCCCAUCAUUUGAAAGUUGAAGAUCUAGAAAAUAAAUUUGAAAAAAUUCAAGAUAAAGAAUCUCUGAAAAAAUUUCUCACGCAAGUCACUUCCGAUAAACAUGGUGUGCUCCACUUGUUUCCUUGGUCAGGUAUAAUAGACGACAACCAAGAAUUAAGUGCGACGUUCAGGGUACCGGACUUGAAAUCCGGUAGAAUGAUUAGAUUGAUUACUCAGUUAUCGGCAAAAGAAGAAGAAAUGUUCAGAAAUAUGGUUAGAAGGUUCAACACAAUCGUUAAGGCAGCACAGGAACUGGAUGUUAGAAUAAUGGUAGACGCAGAACAAACCUAUUUUCAACCCGCCAUUACGCGACUCACGUUGGAAUUCAUGAGAAGAUAUAACAAACAAAAAGCGAUUGUAUUUAAUACCUACCAAUGCUACUUAAAAAACGCAUUCGACGAAGUUUCCACGGAUUUGGAACAAGCUAAAAGACAAGAUUUCUAUUUCGGAGCUAAAUUAGUAAGAGGAGCUUAUUUAGACCAAGAACGUGCCAGAGCAGCAGCAAUGGGUUACCCCGAUCCAACUAACCCCAGUUACGAAGCGACUACCGAAAUGUAUCACAAUACCCUAUCGGAAUGUCUAAGGAGGAUAAAGGCGUUCAAAACGAAAGGGGAGGAUAAAAAAAUCGCCAUUAUGGUAGCUUCCCAUAACGAAGACACCGUUAGAUUCGCUAUAAAAAAAAUGGAAGAGAACGGAAUUGAACCGUUGGAUAAAGUGAUCUGUUUCGGACAGUUAUUUGCUAUGUGUGAUAAUAUUACGUUCCCGUUAGGCCAAUCAGGUUAUUCGACUUACAAAUACAUCCCGUACGGACCUGUAAAAGAAGUAUUACCGUAUCUAUCUAGAAGGGCUCACGAAAAUAAGGGCGUUUUAAAAAAAAUUGAGAAGGAAAAAAGAUUGUUGGCCAGCGAGAUUUUCAGGCGAUUGUCUAGAGGGCAGUUUUGGUACACACCAAAAGGAAAUUACGUCCCCAUAUAACAUGUAAGUGAAUAACGUUCAUCUAGAUAAAAUCGAAUAUAUUAAAUAAAAUUUUUUAGGUUAGAACUACAAUUUUAGUUUGAAAUUUAUCGAAAAUAAGUGACAACAUUGUUUGACGACGUAUCUUUGUAGAUAAGUAGUUAUCUAGCAAAGAAAUUAUCUGCAAGAGACAGAUUUAUUGAGAUUAUUUGAAUUUAUAACAAGAAAAAAAUAUAUUUCUAAAAAAAAUCGACUUAUUUAUUGUACAUCUGAGUGUAUUUCUAUAAAUAUUUCAGUUUAAUAUUCGAAAAUGAUAGAACCCAAGACUCGAAAUUGUCAAAUAAUAUUUAUGUAUAUUGAGUAAAUGAAAUAUUAAAAUAACGAAAUUAUUUGAUCUAAUAACAUAUAAUGAUGAUACAUACCUUUUCUAAAUCGAUUCAAUAAAAAUUUCAUUUUCACAAUUAAUUCAUUCACCAUCAACUUAAUUUCAUUUACAUAUUAAAUUUCAAUUACUUGUUUAUUGUUUUAUAACAAAAUGUCACCGAAUGAUGGCAACAUAAAAGUUGACGUUUGGCGCCAGUGCUACCAAUAGAAGAAAAGAAAACUCACCAUAUCCACAUUGCAUUUUGAUUGGUUCUUAAAUAAUUUAAUAAUGAUAAUUGUAUGUUUACAUUGGUUGAAAAUAAUGAAAUAAAAAAUAACAGAAUGCCUAAUAACUAAAAACAAAUUGAUAUAUAAUAUGAAUAUUGACUAAUAAUAAUAGCAAAAGUAAUUUUAUAAGCCAGUUUUAGGUAAAAAAAUAUGAAAGAUGGAUUUAUAUUUUUGAUGUCAUUUGAGAAUCUGGAAAAUUUUAUUUCUCGUUUUUUUUGCCUUUUCUGGGAUAAUUUACCAUGGUGAUAAUAUUUGCUUACCAAAAUAUCAAUGAUUUUUAAAAAAAGCUGAUAUUUUGACGGGAGAAUUCCCGUUCGAAAAUUAUGGUACUUUUUCGAUAUUAUGUCAAAAUAACAUGAAUUACAGUAUAUUUGAGACAUAAGAGAGUAAGUUGUCACCAAAUUUUGCAAAAAAAGAUGUUUUUUGUAAAAGAUAAAAAUUGAAAACUAUUGUUUACAUAAAUUUUGAGGUUAUGCGAAGAAAGUGAAAAUACAAAAGUUCUAGCUCUUCUUAUUACCUACAACUUUGCUAUUUGACUUUUUUUCCAUAGUUUUGGAAAUCGAGAUAAACCGUUUUGUACCUUUAAAAACUCACCCUCUUCCUCUUCCUUACCUUAGAUGGCCCGUAAAUUAUGUUUCCUUCCAUUUUCAUUAUAUUCUCCUUUUCCAAUUCUACUAUUAUUGUUUUUUUAAUUUUUAUUUUUUUUAAAGGCUUCUACGCUGGUUUAUUAUUAUAACUUAGACAACAAAAUAGCUCAUCGAGUACUUUAUAAUAUAAACAAAAAUAAUUGUUAAAAGUUUUUAUAAUUCAUGUUAAAUGAAUUUUAUUACUCUAAAUUAAUUGUAAAAUUUUCACAAUUUUAAAUGCAACGUGUUGAUGUCGAGAUGUUUUUGGAUCUGACGUUUAGUGUCGUUAGGUUUAAAAUUUUAAAUUCAAUAUUUUAGAUAAUUCUCAGUUUUUGUACACAUUCGGAUGGAAAAUAAUGUUUGAUAUACGAUGACAUCGUGUAUCACCUUCAUGACCUAACCUAACAACCACCAUCGUAUGUGCCAAAAACCUUACGUUUUUGUGUCACUAAGUAUAUUGUAUCAUAGAUUUAGUUGGUUUAUUCCCAUUUAAUUCACCCCAUAGUAGAGUUUUAUUCAUUUUAGAAUCACAAAAUAUCUCGAAUUUAAAAAAAAACUUUUCGUCGCGACCUAUAGUUUUAUUAAUAGUUUUUGUUUUGCUGAUUAAAUGACAUUUAAUCAGCUUGUGAUGUUGAAGUUUCUUUAAAUUAUAUUUUAGGUUUUAUGUAAUUACAUUGUGUAUAAAUUAUAAAUAGAAUAAAAGAUUUAAAUUUUUCA